Messenger RNA from Lethenteron reissneri (Far Eastern brook lamprey), 8170 nucleotides. RefSeq names its product transcription factor Sox-5-like. Gene Ontology annotation, biological process: cell fate commitment; regulation of transcription by RNA polymerase II. Lineage: Eukaryota; Metazoa; Chordata; Hyperoartia; Petromyzontiformes; Petromyzontidae. Gene Ontology annotation, cellular component: nucleus. Gene Ontology annotation, molecular function: RNA polymerase II cis-regulatory region sequence-specific DNA binding; DNA-binding transcription factor activity, RNA polymerase II-specific. The record is from RefSeq and is a predicted model, not a curated record.
UGGGCCCUAUUUUGUGGGACAUCGGAUGAGGUGUAGGUGCGAGUGUGACUUAAUAGGCGUAAUUCAUCUCGCUGCGGGCACGCUAGCAAUAACAAUAAGCAAUGCGGCGGCGCCCGUUGGCUUUUCGCGUCCAUCUCGGCGCACGUCUUGACGCGUGACCACGUCGCCCGGUUGUCACGAUGCAGUGGGACACGUUGGCACCUCGUGUGAACGUGCUGGAGGCAUUCUCGUUCGAACUUAAUGUGGAGCCAAGAGACCGAGAGGCCGGUCUGAUGGUCGCUGCGCGUGAGCGCCGAGCGGGAACGGCUCUGGGCAGCGCCGCGAUUGUGACCGUCACGAGUCCCCGGCAGAGCGGGAGCGACUCGCCACCGAAGAGCGAGGAGGGCGGCCGGGAGAGCGGAGCCGGGGGCGCCCUGGGGACCCCCGAGCGGCGCAAGGGCAGCCUGGCGGACGUGGUGGACUCGCUCAAGCAGAAGAAGCUGGAGGAGCUCACGCGCGGCGACCACCACGAUGCCUCCUGUGUGGAGCAACUUCUGGCCAAGGACUGGAAGGAACGGAUGCUGGGAAUGAGCUCUGGAGAUGUUGCCGCUGAGAUGCAAGGCUCGGCGGAGGGGCUGGCGGAGCGCGAGCACCAGCUCGCCGGGAUGAUCUCCCAGCUGAGCAGCCUGCGCGAGCAGCUCCUGGCCGCCCACGACGAGCAGAAGAAGCUGGCCACCUCGCAGCUCGAGAAGCAGCGGCAGCAGAUGGACCUCGCGAGGCAGCAGCAGGAGCAGAUCGCUCGCCAGCAACAGCAGCUCCUGCAGCAGCAACAGAAGAUCAACGUGCUGCAGCAGCAAAUACAGCAGGUCCAGGGUCACAUGUCUCCCCUCAUGAUCCCCAUCUUCCCACAAGACCAGCGGGCACUGGCAGCCAUGACAGCAGCCCAGCAGGGACUCUUCCUGUCUCCGGGAUUCUCCUACAAACCGGGUGACCCUUUCCACAUGCAGUUUAUCCCGUCAGCCAUGUCUGCCGCAGCCUCCUCGGGACUGAGCCCUCUCCAGCUGCAGUUGUACGCGGCCCAGUUGGCAGCCCUGCAGCUCUCCCCGGGUGCCAAGCUGCACGGGGUGCCGCCGUCAGGCCUGCCCGGCUCUCCGUCUGGGCACCCGCAACUCCACGACAAGCCCAAGGGCAGCCCGCCUCCCAAACCCAAGGAAGACUCAUCUCAGCCCUUAAACCUCUCGGCCAAACCCAAAUCUGGUGAGGGUUCCAGGUCCCCGGACAAUGCAGCAUCCUCCCCACCACUGCACAUGUUCAAGUGCAGCAGCGCCAGCCUCCUACGCAAGCCACCGCCCCUGCCCACCACCCUCAGCUCUCCGCCCAGCCGCACGCUUCCCCUUGAUGUGCUGUCGUCGCUGCACCCCACGUCCUUCCUGGGCGAGCACGAGGGCCUGGGCCGCGGCGGCGCUCACGAGUCGUCGCGCUCCUCCGACGGCAAGCUCUCCCUCGCCGUGGGGAUCAACCACUGCCUCAAUGAGAGGGACAAAGUGAUGCUGUCACCUCUGAUGCACCAGCUAUCUGGGAAGGCGGCAGACGACGGCCCUUUCCGCCACAGCGUCAUCGACCUGACAAGUGCAAACGAAGACAUGGAAGGAAGCAACUCCAUGUCGGAUGCAAGAGUAUUCCGCGAGUCAAGAAGCAGAGGGAGCAAUGAACCUCACAUCAAGCGGCCGAUGAAUGCGUUCAUGGUCUGGGCAAAGGACGAGAGGCGGAAAAUCCUUCAAGCUUUCCCGGACAUGCACAACUCGAACAUAAGCAAGAUACUAGGCUCACGCUGGAAGAGCAUGUCCAACCAGGAGAAGCAGCCAUAUUACGAGGAACAAGCGCGCCUGAGCAAACUGCACCUGGAGAAGUAUCCCGACUACAAGUACAAGCCUCGCCCCAAGCGCACGUGCAUCGUGGACGGGAAGAAGCUCCGCAUAGGCGAGUACAAGGCUCUGAUGCGCAAUCGGCGCCAGGAGAUGAAGCAGUUCUACAAUGUGGGCCCGCAGUCCCAGUUGCCCAUGUCCUCGGCCAGCAUGGUCUACCCUGGCACCUUCGCCAUGGCCAGCUCGGCACCGUCGCCUCAGAUCUCGGAGCGCUCCAGCGGCUCGGGCAGCCCUCAGUCCGGCCUGCCCCCCCCCGUCUUUGCCAACAUGAGCUACGGCCUGGGGGCACCGGCAGUGCAGCCCAAGGAGGAACUCAAUGGGGACGACAGCGAAAUGUAUGAGUAUGAGGAUGAGGAGGCUGUGGAAUACAGCAGUGGGAAUGAGCAGGAGAGCGAGCACCACGCCUAGCACGGGCGAGCGAGCGGGCAGGCGGGCGGGUGUGGGCGCAUGCCCACGCGGGGCACCGAGAACAAGCGGCAGCCAGUCGUGUACGCUUCAAACUCCAGACCCAGCCAGACGACGAUGAACAAUUUAACGCAAUUUUGAACCCCCUUCGUGUACACAGAGAUUAAAACCCAGCCUUUACAAGCAGGAUCAUGGGCCAAAAGCCUGCGGUAACCAGCCAAAUUAUUUUCUACAAAUUAUUAUUUCUUAAAUGAUGCCCUCCUAUUAAGUUGUGAUUUAAAAAGACAAGAGAUGUGCUGGACAGAAUGUGCACCAAAGCGUUAUGACUCGAUGCUCAAAAUAUACUUCUGCACAGAAAUACAUAUCUAGUGAAUACAGACUUUGACUGCAUUAGAAGGAACAUAUCGUAAUGCCAUGACACAAUAAAGUGAUGCAGUGUACGCAUUUUAUUUUGUCAAUUCAAAACCUGAUGUGAUUAAAAAUAAGCUUUCAUAAUGAGUGUAUCCCAGGUCUUGCAUGAAAAUAGUGCAAGAAAUAAAGCGACAGCAUGAAUACUUUUUUUUCGAUUUAAAGCUUUCGUGACUGCAGGGAUUCAUCUUCUUGGUUCUUUCGGUAAAGUCACGUAGAAGGGAAAAUAAUAAAAUAAUAAAAAUAAAACAUAAUAAAAUAAUUCUCACGACGUUUCUGCCACAACGCAAGCAGCCAUCCUCAGUUGAAGACCAAGAAGCAUUAAUACUGUACAACAAACGAAAGUAUGACCAUAUUAAAUAACUCAUCGUUUACUGAGCUGAAUAUAGUUCACAUUUUCAUACAUUUUAAACAAGUCAUAUAGGAGCUUACAGAAAAUAGUGUUGUUAUUGUUUUCCAUUUCUUUCCCAUAGAUUUGCCCAAAGCCUUGAUUGGGCACGCUGUGGCCCUGUCUGCCAGUUAGCUCAGCAAACUAUCUGCCACGUUCCGUAUGUCAUGUCCAUGCGGUGGUUGAGAUGUAAACGCAUGGAGCGCCGCUGUAAAACCUCUUCGUUCUGCAACAGCCCAUGUUCACUGCAGUUUAUCCUCGGCGUAAACAUCACAGCGUAGCAAUGGAACCCGUUCUGAAUAGUCUCGGUACACACGUGUGAUGGUCUGUGCCAGUAUGGAGUACCGUCGAAUUGUACGACCCAAGACGUACAUUCAUAUACUAGUACACAAGAAGUAGUCAUAUCAUAUUCCGACUGGUAUGCACAAACUCAAACUCUUAUAGUCACUGAACUUCUAGAAUACAAUAUUAGAUUAUUAUAUGCCCUUUUACUUAUACUUAAGUCUAACAUGGAGUGAUCCAGUUGGUUAAUUCCAGUGUUAAUGUCCACUGAUAUCCAGAAAGCAAAUCCUAAUCACUGCAAAGUAAGAAACGUUUUGGAGUGUGGUGAGUUGAUGUUCUCAGCACCGAAUCUCCAUGUACUGUACACACAUAGAUAUAUCUGAUAUUUGGUAUUUCGCUUAAUUUUGCCUUGCCCAGCUCUUGACCAGACAGAAAAACACCCCAACAACAGCCAUGCCAAGGCAUGCUAUUUGGUGUCUGGAACAGGCAGACCGAUUGAGAGACAAGCACUAUUGUGAAAUGCACUGUCGAAGGUAAUUAAGGACAAAGACGUCUCGUCUCUCAAUAGUGAGACGAGACCGAAAGGCUCGCCUGUUACCUUCCAGCGACGCAGCGCACUUGAGAUAUUUCGACAUAAUCGCACGUUCUUUCAAUGUCUUAAUUAUUAUCAUUCUCUGGGCAAAGACGUAACUGUUGCCAAAAGGGAGUUCACAACGGUGUUCGUCAUUUUAUCAGGAAUCCGAGUAGUUCAUUCUGGAUAAAAUUACUGGCGAAACGUCGUACUCAGAUUGUAAAUUCUGAGGCUUGGCUCUCCAAACACACCGGUGUGCUGUACUAGCGACGAAUUGGCCACGUUCUGUUUACGUGACAACCCUUAGUAGUUGGCUGUGUUGGGUGGUGGCGGGUUUUAACGACACAUUAACCAAAAGAAACCUUCUUAUGGAUGAUAUAAGCGACGUAUAACAUUUGGAUUAUGCAAGGUGUUUUUGUUUCUUUAUGAAGACUUUCACCAACAUUAUUGGAGGCAGUAAAAAUAUGUUGUACUCUUGUACAGAUUCACACUCACCGUCCGUGAUAUGCCAAGCUGGUGUAGUAAUAUCAUUUGCUAUGUUACAGUGUUAUUCCACAAAAGAAGUAACUUUAAAUUACACACAUACACCCUGGACACACUUACAAAUGAGAUCUUCCAUCUGAAGGGAUUUUCCAGGUGAAAAUAUUUGAAUAAAUAAUUAAAAUAGCCACACACAAACAAUGCUGAGAUCGAAACAGGGACUAAACAAAUAACUACACGCCUCGUGUAUCCAUAGUGUAACGAAACUCACUAUAUAAUGUUAAUGUGUUUCUGGAUAUUGUUUUAAAUUAUAUCAACUAAAACAAAUCUAAAAGACAAAUGGAAGGUUAUGUUCCUCCUAUAAUUUUACAAUUCAAGGUGGCAUCUCGGCGUCAGUAAUGGUUUGGGUUCGCCUGUCCAGUGCAUCGUCUGUCGAGAUAGUUUGGCUGAGUGUACAGGCUAAGGCUUCGUCAAUGUGUUCGGCUUGAUUGUAUUUAAAGAUAUAACUUUUAUCUUUGUAAAGUAUAAAAAUGCAACUUUAGCGAAUAUAUUUCCCAUCUUUGCUCUGGUGCGGUGAGAGUUAUAGAGGAACCAAGUGGAGGUAAAUUUUGCCCUCCGGAUAUCGUACACUGUCACUCAAUUUGUCACCGCUUGGCGGGACGUCUUUUCUGGUGCACGCCUUCAAAAAGGGAACAGGUGCACUAAGAUGUCAAGAGUCGGUGCCAGCCUGCAGCAACGUGUAACACAGUGUUAAUGCCGUUGGCUUAUGUGUUUAGCUAGAAAUCUUGCUGCUUUUGCUCCAUUUUAUUGGCAACAAAUGUGUAACGGAAAAUGUUGGCAAAAGAGCAAAGAAAUAUAUAUAAUGAUUUUAAGUGCCAAAUAACCCCCACUUUAAUGCUGCUCUUCAUACCCAGCAGCAUCAACAGCAGCUUCCAAGACUGACGAGUCACCACCUAGCGCACGUGGACUGGCUGGAGUGUCGCGCGGAGGGACCAGAGCCCUCCCCACUGUUAGUCACGUACACACACAGGAGGUCGUGGUGUGUUGGUCACACACACACACACACAGGAGGUCACACACACAGGAGGUCGUGGUGUGUUGGUCACACACACACAGGAGGUCGUGGUAUGUUGGUCAUACACACACACACACAGGAGGUAACACACACACACAGGAGGUCGUGGUCUGUCUGCUCGAUGAAAAUAUAGAACUGAGUUUUUUUCUUGUCUAGCACUUCAAAGCAGUUUUUUUUAUUUUUGGUUUUUAUUUUUAUUUAUUUUGAAAUAAAUCAUAAAAUAGGUACUUGCUUUUAAAGCUGCAUAGGUACAGAAUUUCAACAAACAUCUGAUUUUGGAGAUAAAACUAACAUUUUACAGUUAUAUUGAGCACAAUGAAAAGUUGUUUACAUUUUAUCCUCUAAGCGAAAUAAAGUAGAAAGUGCUAUAUACAUAUUGGGAGUGUGAAUGUGACCGAUAUUUGCAGUGUAUAUCGCUUAAAAUAGUCCCAACUUUAUUCUUGUUAAAGCAUAUAGCUUUUUUUUAAGACUUCAUCCGGACUCUGUGAAAAACCAUGAACUCGCCAUCCCGGCCAUCGCCCAUUCGUCAACAAAAUCGCAGCACUCGGUGGAUUCACUGUUGUGAUGAAUCCGAGCAAUGUGUAACAACAUUGUAGGAGACGUUACAUCCCUCGAAAACUGCCGUUGGCAAAGUUGUGUGUCAACGAUGCUCUGUCGUUUGGUGAUGAGAUCGCUUGAGGGUUGACAAUGGAAUGAAAACGAGACACGUUAAGGAAGUCUACUAUUGUAUCUUAGACACAAUGAACGGAGUUUCUCUUGCGUUGGCAUACCUCUGUUUUUAUACAUGUCAAAGCGCACGUUCAACACACUCCAGUGUCAAUUACUGCUACUCUUAAUAAAAAUAAUAAUUUAAAUGUCUUUAAUAUUUCAAUUGUUAUCUUGGCUUUGGCAGAUUGGUACGGUUUUGUAAUUGUUAGAGACUUGAAAAGGCUGUCAUGUUAGUGAUGUAUGUGAGGCACAACAUGGCUUAAAAGGAGAGCGCAGGUCUUUCUUAAUUGACACAGGCCUCUGUGUUGUGGGGCCUCCCUGCUUAGGACUCAGGUACAUGAAUGCCCAUCAGCUGGCUCAUGGAGUGUGCUUAGUGUAUCUAACCUAUUCUAAUGCCGACGUCAGUUCAACGCAUACGUUCGACUCCCAUUACGCAUAGAACAACCGACAAGUAUCGUAAACAUUUUGUAGAAUGGAAACAAAUGACAAUUAGAAUUUUCCUUCUUGUAUUUUGAAUUUAGAGUGCCAAACAUGUUUUUAUUACUAUUUCAAGACUAAGUCAUAAUGAAUUAGAUUAAUAUCGUCUUAGUACCCCCAAGUUCCUUCCAUUAUAUGCACAGGCUGCUACAUAUUUCAACGUAAUAAAUGACAAACUCAGGUAAAGGUUUUCACAAUUUGUAAUUGAUCAGCAUAGACGAACUUCACUUCCUCGUGGGGUGUUAAACAAGAGACGCUUAGAAAUGAAUAGAAGCACAAACUGCAUGCCUUCUGCCACCAGUAGUCCAGUCGAUGCUAAUAUAAUGGACCGUGCUGCUUUAUAGGUCCUUGCUUAUUGUAUUUAACAGCCUUUUGUUAUUAGGUUUUUCUUACAAAUCCCUAUUUAUUUAUUCAGCUUUGCCCUGUAUCGUACGUCCAAUUUAUGUGUAGAUACUGUAGAUAUUAGUCCAUAUGUUGGCCAUGCCAACACAAAUAGAUUUCCUAGCUGCAUUUCAAAAUAUGAAAAUUUUUCAGUUUGGUUAAGUUGUGUCACAUGGACUGUUAUUUGGAAUGUUGCUCGUUUCGGUUUCUUGCUUUUCAUGUAGCUAUCCGCCGUCGUGCAACCACAGUCAAAACUGGUGUGUUGAGAGAGCACUGUUUUAAUGAAAAAUGCUUAAAUCAAUAGUGUAAACUGUUCACAAAACAUAUGCGAUGUGUGUGAAUACUGUUCAUAUUGCUUGUGGGACUUGCUCACAGCUGCUGUGUAAGAGUGUUAAAAUGUUCGUGUUAUUUAUGCAACUUUGUCUCUGCAGAGUUUUUUAGCUCCAUAGUUCCCCGUGAUUAAAAGGAAUUGGACAAAAGCACAAUGCCUACUGUCAUCAUAUUUAUUCACAUCCCGCUAUGAGGCAUUCCACGGGCGAUAUGAACAAUAAUUUUGACUUGUAAUAUGUAAAAAAAAGACCGUUUUAAAAAGUAACUUUUAUUUUAAAAAAAACAUGAAAAAAGACAAUCAUAUCUCAGUGUUUAUUGACUUGGAGCUAAAAAAGAUGAAAAUAAAAGUUGACGAUAACCAUCUGUAUGUGUAACAUAGGGGAAAAUAGAGUUUUAUUUUUGUUUGUAACAGUGUAAUAUAAGUUAUGUAUUUACCAUGUUCGUUUUUACUUUUCUAACGUAAUGCUUUAUUUUAAGUGGACCUUCAGUAUUACGUCCAGAGUAAAAGUUUGGUGCGGUCAUUGUUGAUCAAAAAUAAAAAAUAAAUUCGCAUUGCAAUGCAGAUAAUAGAGUAUUUGCUAUUGUUUUGCAAACCAAUCUAGUGCCACUUAAAAUGAAGUAUUAUCACUCUCAUGCUGGGCUGUGCUUGGUACUAGCUGCCUAUUGGUAGACACAGUACAGUUCGUGUGAUGUCCUUGGUGCGUACGGUCUGAAAACUGAUUCGACAUGACAGACACUAAUAAAUGUUUCUUCAGCCAUCA